AUGACGGUGCGCACGUCCGACACGCUCCUGCAGAAAAUCGGCGCGAGUUUUGCGGUGCACUACUACACCACACUGGUGGAAGCCCCAGCGACGUUGACGGCCCUCUACACCCCCUCGGCGCAUGUUGUGCACCGCUUCGAAAAGGCGAACGGCGCCGCCGAGCUAUCCUCGCUGCUCACGUCUCUCACGGCUGAGGGCCUGACGGGAGUGAGGCUCGAGGACGUCAUGGCCGUGCCGACCACCUCCGGCGCAAUCAAGGUCACCGUGAAGGGCCAGUUCGUCAGCGCCGACAACACGCAGUCUUUCACCCAGGAGGUGGAGCUGAGUGAGCUGGAGAAGAACACGUACGGCAUCACAAGCGAUAAGCUGAGCUACUCGGCUGUUGGGCGGACGGCGUGGGCGGCCGAGACGCCGGCUGCCGCCCCUGCGGACCCUGUCAAAAGCGCGGAUGUUCAUGAGACGGCAGCCGCCGCGCCUGCCGGUGACGCCACCGCGAACCAACCGGCUUGCCAGGCUGCUGAGCAGGCCCCGGCGGCCAACAAGAAGCCGGCAAGCUUUGCAGAGGCGCUGCGCCUCAACAAGGCGAGCGAGGGUGCCCCUUUUUCCAACACAGCGGUGCGUGUGACGGACAAGGCUAGGGGCACGGGGGAGAAGGACACCGGUAAGGGUGCGAAGAAGGGCAAGGCCGCCUCGCCCUCAGCGGCGUCUGCCAAGCCAAAGCCGACCAAGAAGGCACACAGCACGUCCGACUCGGUGAUCUACUACGACAUCAUCCUGAAGGAGCUGCCGUCGUCCACGACGGAGGAGAAAGUGCGCGCUGUAGUGUCACCGGUAGCCGCUGUGAAACUUGUGAACAUUGUCAAGAGCGAGAAGCGUCGCCGCAGCAAGGAGGCCGCGUCGGAGACGAUCACGUUUGCCUUUGUGCAGCUGGAGCGCCCCGCUGACGCUGCUGCCAACCACGUGAAGAGCGUCGUGGCGAAGCUGACAGAGAUGAACAAGGAGAUGCGCAUCGAGGAGGUGCGUGAGAAGCCGGCCUCUGCUGGGGCUCGAAAGACGCGGGAGGGCGCUGCGGCGUCGCGGAAGAAGGAGGUGAAGGCAUGA
Leishmania major strain Friedlin is the source of this 1101-nucleotide messenger RNA. RefSeq lists its product as hypothetical. Bases 1 to 1101 code for a protein of 366 amino acids. The transcript has a single exon. Lineage: Eukaryota; Euglenozoa; Kinetoplastea; Trypanosomatida; Trypanosomatidae. Gene Ontology annotation, molecular function: mRNA binding. Gene Ontology annotation, cellular component: ribonucleoprotein complex; cytosol. The record is from RefSeq and is a predicted model, not a curated record.